Messenger RNA from Erythranthe guttata (spotted monkey flower), 1125 nucleotides. Its product is annotated as F-box/kelch-repeat protein At3g23880. NCBI's taxonomy places the organism in Eukaryota, Viridiplantae, Streptophyta, Magnoliopsida, Lamiales, Phrymaceae. The record is from RefSeq and is a predicted model, not a curated record. Gene Ontology annotation, molecular function: protein binding.
AUGGCUGAAAAUCACUCGGAACAAGUUUCAACAUACCUUCCACUACACGUCAUAGAAAUAAUCCUAUUAAAUUUACCCGCCAAAUCUCUUCUUCGAUUCAAAGCCGUCUCGAAAUCAUGGAAUACGAUGAUCUCCGAUCCCGUAUUCGUCCGAAAUCAUCUCCACCAAUCUAAAGCUUCAAACUCGCAGAAUCUUUUUCUAUGUGACUUUACAUUCAAUUAUAAUAGUGGAAAGUUUUGUUUGGUUAAAAUCGACGAAGAUCGAACAUUACGAUCUUUAGAUGUCCUGAAAAGCCCUCGUGGCUUCAACAUGCGCGUCUUAUGCUAUUGUGAUGGCGUUCUACUAUUCACAAGUGACGACGAAACACCAAGUGGCGUGGAAUUUGUGUUGUGGAAUCCAUCUACUCGAACGCAGACAAUUUUUCGGCUCCCAUUCGAAUUAAAUACUGAUGAUAAGUGUUACGGGCUUUGCAACUGGUACGGGCUUUGUCAUGAUCCGAUAAUCGGCGAUUUUAAGGUUGUUGUGAUAUGUUCGAAUCACUACGCGGUUUAUUCGUGCAAGAACAAAGCCUGGACGAUGAAAAAAGAAUUCGGAGACACUUUUGGAGUAGCUUAUCAUCCGGGAGUUUUUGUCGAUGGGGUUGUCUAUUGGUUAAAGAUGGAAAAGGACGAACGUCGAUAUAAACUAACAUAUUUCGACCCCAAAGAUGACGAGUUCAAGAUGGCGAACGACGAGCACGGUAUUUUCAAAGUCCAAAGACCUACUUAUAACAUGAUUGAUUUCGGAGGCCGUUUGUGCGUGUAUAGUUACAAACAAGGAGACAAGGUUGUUCAUAUUUGGAUAAAGGAAAAGGGCGUGGACAAUAAUUCCUGGAAGGAGUUGAUAACCGUUGAGAAUGUCGAGAGGUUCGCUUCGUAUUUUGUACCAAUGUGUUUCGUAGAAAAUAAGAUUGUCGUUCGAUUGCGCGGGACAACAGUUGUGUUGUACAACUCUUCUGAGAAGACGUUUGAAGAAUUUGAAGACACCACACAUUAUUUCGACUUUCUAUCUGUUCCGUAUGUGGAAAGUCUAAUAUCUCCUAACACAUUUUUUAGGCCUAAGAGGAAGAGGAAUUGUUUGCAAUAG